Molecule: messenger RNA, 483 nt
Organism: Cordyceps fumosorosea ARSEF 2679
Lineage: Eukaryota; Fungi; Ascomycota; Sordariomycetes; Hypocreales; Cordycipitaceae
Product: Emopamil-binding protein
Exons: 3
Coding region: 1-483 (160 amino acids)
Biological process (GO): sterol biosynthetic process
Cellular component (GO): endoplasmic reticulum; membrane
Molecular function (GO): C-8 sterol isomerase activity; cholestenol delta-isomerase activity; steroid Delta-isomerase activity
Source: RefSeq, a predicted model, not a curated record
AUGGCCUCGCAUCCUUACUAUCCCCUCGACGCCGUCCUGCCCGACUACCAGCCCAGCACCGUGUCCCUCCCCGUCAUCCUCGCCCUCUUCGGCGGCAACACCGCCGCCGGCCGCCUCGUCGGCGAGCACACCCUGUUCGCCAUGCUGUGGAAGGAGUACGCCCUGUCCGACUCGCGCUACCUCACCGGCGACGUCUUCACCCUGUGCAUCGAGCACAUCACCGUCUUCCUCUGGGGCCCCCUCUCCCUCCUCACCACCAUCGCAAUCAUCCGCCGCUCGCCAACCCGCCACUUCCUCCAGGUCAUCGUCUGCACCGCCCAUCUCUACGGCGUCAUGCUCUACUACGCCACCAACUGGGCCGACCACCGCCUCACCGGCGUCUCCUACAGCCGGCCCGAGUUCCUCUACUACUGGGUCUACUACGUCGGCUUCAACGCGCCCUGGUUCUGUGUGCCUCUCGGUAAGACCAAGACUCCUCUAUAG